Molecule: messenger RNA, 4914 nt
Organism: Rotaria sp. Silwood2
Lineage: Eukaryota; Metazoa; Rotifera; Eurotatoria; Philodinida; Philodinidae
Source: the annotation of a GenBank genome assembly
AUGACGAGUUUAAGUGAAAACGAUCGGAAGAAUGAAAUUAACAUUGAUUCAAAGCAAUGUGCUAUUGAAAAUGAACAUUCAUCAUUAAAUAAUAAUGAUUUAUUAUUAAUAACAACAGUUACACAAAAGUCAUCAGAUAGUGAUCAAAAACAAGAAGAACUCAAUGAAAAGGGGCAAAGUAAUGAUUUAAUGUAUGAAAAAGACGAGACUAAUAUAACAAAUGGAAUUAACAAUAAUGAUGCUUUAGCAAAUACUAGUCCGUCAAUAGUCACUACCGAUGAAGAACAAAAACAACAACUAAAAGAGGCAACAGAAACAACAGUUCAUCACGAUGAAAAUGAAAAUGGACCAAGAAAAUCAUUUAAUUCAAAAUUUAAAUAUUCAUCUAUUCCAUAUCAUCGUACACCAUAUUAUACACAUGGUCAUCCAUAUGGACCUACGCCUUAUUAUUAUUAUCCAAUACCACCAUCAUUAAUAGAAAAACCAACACCAUUAAUGUUUAUCCCAACAUUACAAUCAUCAUCAUCAUCACAAAUAUCAUCAUCAUCAUCACCAUCAUCAUCACGAGAUAAUCAAAGUGGUAAUUCAACAACAAUAUCUCCUCAAAAUUUACCACCACGUUUAAGACAAACAUCAACAACUGAGAAUGAAUCGAAUUUACAAGUGUCAACAACAACAUCACAAUCAACACCAUCAUCAUCAACAAUAACAAAUGGUCGUCGUCAUCAUCGUAGUAUAUUACCACGUGCUAGUAGUAAUUAUCAUUCUUCACAUUUACCGCCACCAUUAAUGGCGACACCACCCGGUGUUCUUUAUACUUAUCCGCCUGCCGUCCAUCAAUCAGGUCAUAUCGCAUAUAAUAUUCGUCCAGUAGAUGAAUUUGAAUAUCUUGCUUAUCAACAACAAAUGAUGAAUCUACCGCCAACACCACUUCUUUGGCCACCACCAACACCCAUAACACAUCAUGGUCAUCCAUAUUUUCCAUCAUAUUCAAUGAAUGGACCAUCAUCAACAUAUAUGUUUAAUGAUAUAACAAUGAAUCAAUUAACAAAUUCGUUUUUAAAUCCUGAAGCUGCUGAAUGGGUUCCCUUACAAAAUGAUAAUGAAUCAUCAUCGUCAUCAUCAUCAUCAUCAUCAGAUAAUAAUAUUUUAAUUAAUGAUGAAAACCAUUUUCCUCCAUUAAAUAGCACUACAAUAAAUAAUACUCAAACAGUAUCAAAUACUAACGAUCAUAUAGAAGAUAAUUCAGAACAAAUAGAUACUUCAUCUGAAAUACCUUCAGCUAAUAAUGAUAAUGAUAAUACAAAUGAUAAUUCACAAAUACAAACAGAUAAUUCAAACGUCGUCUCAUCUCAAUCGAAUUCAAAGAUUGAAUCAGCAAAUACAUCAUCAUCUAGUCAAGAUGAUAAUAAUAAACCAUUAUCAUCAUCUCCAAUUAAAGUCACACCUAUGACAUAUUCAACAAUAAUUUCUCAAACAUCUGAAAAUAAUAAAUCAAAUAAAACUAAUACUAAUACUCAACAACAACAACGUCAUCAACCUCAACAACAAUCAACAAAUCAUAUUCAUAAUCAAUUACCACCAAGAGAUAGAACAACUAAACAACAACAACAACAACGAACACAAAAUAAUACUUCAUCAUCAUCAUCAUCUUCAAAUACAAAUUCUAAUCGUCGUCAAUCAUUUAAUAAUAAUCGCAAGAAUAAUCAAAAUUCUCUUUCAUCUGAAACUAAUUCGCUUCUGAAACAACCACAACAACAACAACAACAAAUAAAUGAUGAGUGGAUUGAAGUAAAAUCUAAAAAAACAAAAAAAUUUGAUCGUAUUAUAAAUGAAAAUUUAUCAGAAAAAUUAAUAUUAGAUGAACAAAUACAUAAAUCUAUAUCACCACCAUUAUCAUUAACAUCAACUGGUGAAAAUACAACAACAACAACAUUUACAUCUGAAGAUGAUUUUGAUGAAAAAGAUAAUAAUGAUCUUGUUAUUAUUAUGGAUAAUCGUGUAACAAAUGAUUAUAAUCAAACUAUUGUUGAUGAUAUACAUAGAAGACUUGAUAAUAAUGAACGAUUAUUAAUUAUUAUGAGAGGAUGUCCUGGUUCAGGAAAAUCAACGUUAGCUAAGUCACUGAAACAUGGUUAUAAUGGUCUGAUACUUUCAGCAGAUGAUUAUUUCGCAGAUAAUAAUUUAAACAAAUAUAUAUUUGAUUCAAAUAAACUAGAUGAGGCACAUCGAUAUACUUCUCGACAAGCAUCAGUUGCAUUAAAACGGAAUAUAUCUCCAAUUAUAAUCGAUAAUACAAAUACACAAGCAUGGGAAAUGAAACCAUAUGUUACAAUGGGCAAAGAAGCUGGUUAUGAUAUUCUUUUAGUUGAACCUCAAACUCCAUGGCGUUAUAAAGCUCGAGAAUUAUUCAAACGAAACGUUCAUAAUUUACCUCUACGACGUAUAAAAGAAAUGUUAAAUCGUUUUGAACAUAAUGUUACAGUUCAAAGUAUAAUUAAUCAAAUUCCAUCAAUGGCAGUAACAAAUAAUUCAACAACAACUGAACAACAAAAUGUUGAUAAAAAUAACGAAAUAGUUGAUUCAUUAUGUACAUCAAAAAAGUUGUAUGAUAUUAUUGAUGAUUCAUUAAUUGUUGAUGAUGUACGUCUUUGUAUAAAUGAUAUGAUAUUAUUUUUAACAUCAAAUUUUUAUCAAACAACAUUAUUAUCAUCAACAUCAAUAUUAACAACAACAACAACAACAGCUGCAACAACAUCACAACCUUCAACACCAUUAUCAGUUUCAUUUCAUGAUUUUUCAUUACUAUCAUCAUCAUCAACAACAACAUCAGCACCAUCAACACCUUCAACACCACAUGCACGUUUUCAUCGUCCAUUAACACGUUUUUCUUCAACAACAAAUCAAGAUCAUUCGUAUAAUACUGAACAUAUCUUACGCUUACCAACAUCAACUUUUUCACGUUGUAUUGAUGCAACAAAUUUAACGCAACCAUUAUCAAUACAAUCAAGUAUUAUAGGAAAAAAACGACGAAAAAAUAAAAAUAAACAACAAUCUAAUGAAAUUUUAUUAAAUGUAAAUAAUAAUAAUAAUAAUAUGGAAAAUGAAGAAAAAAAUCUACAACAUCAACAACAACCAACUUUUGAUGUUAUUCUUCCUGAAGAAUGUUCUGACUUUGUUGUUAUAGAUGAAAAGCAUGAUAAUGAUUGGAUUGAUAAUGUUAAUAGAAAUUUUGGUCUACAAAUUAAUUCUCUAAAAGAUCAUUCAUCAACACUAUCUCAUAAACAAAAACAAAUAAUUAAUACUACAAAUUGUGAAUUAUUAAAUAUUAUUCAUAAUGAAUUAAAUAUACCUUCACAUAGUUCAUGUAUAUCAACAAAACACAUUGCUAUACAAUGUUCAUCGAAUGAUUUUAAUUCACAAAUAAAUCAUUCCGAUCGGAUAUUAAUUGGUCAUUUAUCAUCUCAUUCUACUCAAUUUAUAAUAACAUCAUCAUUAUCACCACUUCCUGGUUAUAAUGAAUGUGGUAUACAAGUCGAUUUAAUUGAUAAUAAUAUUGAUUUAUUAAUUGAUAUCUAUGCAAAUCGUUUAUCAUCUGAAACAAUACAACAAUUUUAUGAAGUUUGUCAUUCAGAUAUUCAAUGGACACGAACACAAAUUGAUGAAUAUCUUCAACAUCAUAAUGUAAAACAAACACAUAUUUCAACACUUCGACAAUUAUGUUUAAAUGUAUUAAAUCAAUGGAAUGAACAAAUUAAAUCUACAAAUCCAUUAGUUGAUACAAACUCAAUUGAUGAUUUACUUCAAGAUAUAAAUGAUGAUGAAAUAUUUGAAGAAUUAACAUUAAAUAAUACAAAUAUUGAAUUUAUUGAUACAAAUCAAAUAAGUAUUCCUUCAACAGUUAUUAAUUCAUUAGAAGAAUUAUAUGGAGAAUUACCAACUAAAUCUACAGUAUUAUCAAAUAACAAUAGUAUAUUAUUACCAUUAGAUGAUGAUUUAUCAAUAAGUAUUUAUCAAGCUUUACAAAGAUUUUUAAUCAAAUCAAAUCAAACAAUAAAACCGGUGAUUGAAAAUCGAAUAAAAAAAGAAAAUACAAAAACAAAGAAAAAUCAUAUUCAACAAUGGAAAUUACCAUCAGAAAAUCAAUUCAAUUCUGAUAUAAAUACUAAUCAUAUACCAUCAUUUAGACAAAUUAUGAAUGAAGAACAACAAGCAGUUAAAUCUCAAAAAUCAAAACAGAACCGACAACUUGAUUACACUACUGAACAUACAUUAAAAAAACUUGAAUGUCAUUUUCCAACAUUAGAUUCUGAUCUUCUCUAUGAUAUACUCCGUGAAAAUGAAUAUAAUUAUGAGAUUACAUUUGUUUGUAUAUCAACUAUGUUUGAUGAUAAUGCUUCAAUAACAACUAUGCAUAAAUAUCCAUCAGUAUCGUCUUCAAAUUCUAUAUCAACAAUAAAAACAACAACUGUUGAAUCUGUUCUUGAAUCUUAUGAAACAUUACGGCGGGAUGCUUUUUAUCAUGCACAACAACGUAAAGAAUGUUAUACAAAAGCACAUCAAGCAAAUCGUCAUGGAAUGUCUGGUGUUGCAUCAUUUUAUAUUCAUCGUGCUAGUGAAGAAACUCAUUUAAUGAAAGAUGCUAAUCGAGCUGCAUGCGAACAUUUAUCGCGUUGGAGACUUGAACAAUAUCAUCAAACACACCGACUUGAUCUUCAUGGUUUGCAUUUAAAUGAAGCAUUAAAUUUAUUUAAACAAAUUGAACAAGAAUUUAACGAAGGAAAUCGAAGAACAACUCCAAAAUCUAUUGAAAUUAUAACAGGUUACGGAAAAAAUUCUAUUUAUGGUGGUGGUGGGCAUGGAAAAAUACGUUCAGCUAUUCUGUCAUAUUUACAACAACGAAAUUAUAAGUAA